This is a messenger RNA of Cinara cedri, 14240 nucleotides long. The record is from the annotation of a GenBank genome assembly. Lineage: Eukaryota; Metazoa; Arthropoda; Insecta; Hemiptera; Aphididae.
AUGGACCGCGGGAACGGGACUUCCAAUCCGGCGGGCGCGCACAGCCCUUACUGCGGCGACCUUCUGGUCGACGUGCACGACGUGUACUUCCACUAUCACGGCUACGCCAGUCUGCUGGUGUGCGCUUUCGGUUCGGUGGCCAACGUGCUGAACAUUGCCGUGCUCACCCGGAAGGAAAUGGUGUCGCCGACCAACGCCAUACUCACUGGGCUGGCCGUGGCCGACCUCAUGGUCAUGGUCGAAUACGUGCCGUUCGCCUAUCACAUGUACCUCCGGCCGGCCGACUAUCCGCGCGCGGACCGGUUUUCGUACAAGUGGUCGCUGUUCGUGUUGCUCCACUCCGACUUCUCCCAGGCGUUCCACACCAUUUCCAUUUGGCUAACCGUCACCCUGGCCGUUUGGAGGUAAGCGAAAAAAUAUGUUUUUCGUGUUCGAAUAAGCCGGGCAAAUGCGGCUUUCCUUCGCGUUGAGUUAUCGUAAAAUCAAAAGAUUAUAACAACUGAGCCUGGUUCAAAUUAAUUUUAAAAUAUAAACGAACUGGACAAACUAAAUGGUUUCAAUUUUUCAACGUUGAUAAUCUUGAGCGACGAAAAUUGAUGUUAGUAUAGAUAACUACGGAUUUAUGAUAUCAUUCUGUAUGUUCAGGUGUAUACCUUUAAAUUUCUUGCAGUAAUUUUUCGUACAAAACUCGCGGCUUUUCAUUAUUAUUCGUAAAAACACAUUACUUCCAAAAGUAUUUGUGUUUUUAUAUGCAUACAGCUUGAUUUUUUUUUAUCGUGAACCAGACAUUUUAUCGGAGAAUUUUAAACGAAUUCGAUUUAUGGUUUUUUUAAAUCAUUGUGGAAUCGUUUAAGCUUUAUUAAAAAAAAAUAUUUUUUAAUUCUGUACCCUCAAUCAAUGUACCUUAAAUAAGGAUAUACUUUUGGUUUCCAAAUAGGAAUCCUCUUUUUGAAUUCAGGUUCGAAUGGAGAAUAUUUUUUUAGAAAUUUGUAUGUGCAUAACACGAAUACCAGAUGUACCGUUUAUGGAUUAUAGACAAGUUUAAAGGGUUUAUCUAUUUUGAAAUCAUACAUUUAUAACUCUUCUGCAUUCCUCCGGUCUAAACUUUAAACUGUUUAACUCACAAACGGUAAAUCUGAUAUUAGUGUUGUGCAUUAAAAUGUGUAGAAAAAUAUUAUUUGAAUCUGUGAUUGAAAGGAAGAGUUGGUAUUUACAAAUUCACAGUAGAUACUUAUUUCAGGGGUAGUAGAGGAAACAAAUUGAAAACAGUGUUAAAAUUAAGUUUAAAUAAUUCCGUAAUAAUUAAAAAAAAAAAAACGGAAAUCAAAUUCACUUAAAAUCCCCUGGGAAAAUAGAUAGUUUAUGAUAAAACAAUCGCCUGUAUAUACGAGUAUAUACGUAGUAACGAAAAUAAAUUAUUUAUAGUUUAAAGUUGUAUUAUAAUUUCCAAACGUUUUUAUGACUGCUUGGGCGAGAAUUUACAAUUCGUUUGAUUUUACAAAUAUGAUAAAAUGCCCCGUUAAAUAGUUACAAGACGGUAAACUAAUAUUAACUAUGUGACAAUUGUAAUUUACACAAUACUUGGCAGUAAUAUAAUAGUAAUACAAUUAUGACCGAACUAUUCGAAUUUGUCGAAAUUCAUCGAACAAAAUUAACGAACAUCGUUUAAAGCAAUUUAGUUUGAAAAAUUAUAAAUUCAGUUUUAACUCGUUUACAAUCAUUUAGCAAUCGUAUAUAUACUAUUAAAUUUUGAGCGUAAUUAAGUUUUACCGAAAUGUGAUGUUUUUUUUGUCGGACGACAUUUUAUUCGUUUUGUAAAAAUUCGUCAAUUUUUUGCAGGCCUUUAUAAAAAAAAUGUGGUGUUUUCGAUUGGUGGUACUUUAUUCAAACAUUUUUUUAAAAUUCUCAACAGUUCACAAACUAGAUCAUUUUUUUUUUUUUUUUUUUGAUAAUACCUAUCUCUGGAUAGUACUGUAAUAUUAUGUAUUGUCCAUAUUAUCCGGACGAGCGGAACGGUAAAAUUGACUUACCACAACGAGACGGUUCAUAUACAUGCAUAUUAUGAAUAUAUAUCAUUAUUUUAUAUAAUAUUUUUAAACCCGCAAUGGAUUAAACAACCCAGUGAAAUGAAAGACGUAAAAAAAAAAAAAAAAAUAAUACAAUUUAAAACCCAACGUUAUUAUAAUAUUACACGAAGGCAUACCUAUACAAAACCUACUCUAUAAGUAUACAAUAAAAAAAAAAAAAAAAAAAAAAAAAAAAAAACAAAAAAAAAAAAAANUAUUACGAUACAUGCAUAUUAUGAAUAUAUAUCAUUAUUUUAUAUAAUAUUUUUAAACCCGCAAUGGAUUAAACAACCCAGUGAAAUGAAAGACGUAAAAAAAAAAAAAAAAAAAAAAAAAAAAUGAAAAAAGUACCAACAAAAAAAUAAAUAAAUAAUAUGACGGAAACUCGUUUUAUUAUAUGACGUCGCUUCCAAACCGAAUUUAAAAUUAAGAACGUCAUACUGCAUUAUACACGGGCAGUUAGUUUUCGCGUGUAAGUGUAUUUAAUCGUAUUUUCAAAUAAUAAUUCGUCGCGAAAUCUUCUUCAAAACGUCUUGAAAAUGUCUUCGGAAUAUAAUAAUGCAAUAAUAAUAAUAAUUUACAAAAGUUUCGAGAAUUUUAUCAUGUGGGAUUCGAGACAGCUAAAAUAAAUUGUUGGUGGGAAGUUUGAAAGUUUGAAGUUUUUCCCUUGCAGUCACAUUCACUGUAAAAUCAACAAAAAUAAAAUCAAUCAUCAUUAUCGUCAUUCACUGUUGGUUUUUUUGAAACAUAAGAAAAACUGUUAGGAAUCUAGAACAUUUUGUUCAAAUAAAAUAUCAAUCUAAGAAAAAUUUAGCAUCUUGACAAAGUUAUUUUAUAAGAAAAAAAACUAAUCUUUGUAAAACAGUAAUAUUGCUUCUUCGGUACACUAUUGCAAGUUAUUUAAUUUAUUUAAAUAUUAACAUUUCGUAGAUUGUAGGCAAGCAAUUCAUAACCGCAACAAGUAUAGGGAUGGUGGUCAAUUAUGUUUGUUCACCAUAAACCGUAUACUCUGAAUAAGUGAACUUUGUAGUGGUUUUUGUGUAAUUAGCUUGACACGACCGGAAAGGUACCUACGGUCUAAUUAAAAUGCACUGAAAGCAUAAAUUAAUAUAAAUUAUUUAAUCAUAUAUGCAAAUUAAAUUUUUCUACGGUAUACGGCUUGCAGUCCAAUUUGAUUAAUGUGAUAAUUUGAAAAAAAAUCAAAUUCGUGUCUAGCGGCUAGUUGUACUUUAAUUUUGUGAUUUAAUUCUUUCGAAUUUUAGGUGGAUAUUUGAUCACUCCUAUGAGAGGACUUGGUAGAAUUUUACCAAUUUUAUCCUUUCCGUUUACAAAAUAAUUUUUGCUCUACACAUUAAACUGUUGGUUGCUUUACAUUAUCUCUUUCCAUCAGUGGCACCAAAUUAUUGUUAAAAAUCGAUCACAAAAUAAAACCAUACAUUUUGUAAAAUAUUGAUAAAAAUAAAUUCUUUCGAAAAAAUGUUUGGAAAAUUAAGAGUUGUAGACAGGUUAAAAUCUUCUGUAAUUUAAAUUUAUUCUGUGAAGAUUCAAAACAUUUUAGGGGGGGUUAGCUCUCUUAAUUCUCUAAGUUAUAUUCGUCUGUAGUUUGAGUAAACCUUUAACAUUAGAGAAUCAGGUUAGAGAAAUAGAGGUUAUUUUAUUAUUAUCAGUAUUAGAUAUACGAGGGUUUAAAAUUUCAAAGCGGUUUUAUUAUUUAAUUACGAAUCUUUGGCCUCGAUACUCAUUGAUUACGAUACGUUUUCAUAAUACUGUAUAAUAUGUAUAUAUAUAUAAUGUAAAUAUAUUUUUAUAUGCUACUCGUAGAUUGGAUCCAAAAAGAGUUAUUUAAGUGAUCGGAGCCCCUUUUCGCAUCUCAUUAUACUUUUAGCUUGUUUUUUAUCAUAAAAAUGUACUUAUAUUAUAGACAUCUUCAAAAUCGCCCCACCCUCCAUUAUCUUGUUCUGGAUCCAUAUCUGUUUAUAUCUAUAAGCUUAUACGAAAAUUGUUAACGCAAUUUUUCUUCUUGCUUUUCCUCAUAUAAAAAAUGAGUUUCAACUUGGAUUUAUGUUUUCAGUAUAGGUAUAUUUUUCAACUCAAGUUCAUCGCUACAAUUCCAUUAAUUUUGUUUUGUUGUUUUUUUAACUCGUUUAAAACGAACUCGAACGAACAACAGCGAUUUUUUAAAGGAUUGCAUUUAAAGGUCAAAUUUAUUGUGUGUGUGUGUGUGUGUGUGUGUAUGUGUGUACGAAGAAAUCGUGAUACUACCGAAGUCGAGAAGAUUAAGUGAUCAAUUGUAUCGAAUGUGCCAGUCUCUCUAUCGUAAUGAACUGCUGUAUAAGUGUGCAUUGAUUGUUUCGCUUUAUCAUCGAAGUCGAUUCUGUUAAAAGCCCGCAAAUAUUGCAGUAUCGCUGCUUUUUUUUUCGACGAAAUAAAAAAUUCGUAACGUUUACACGACGAAACAUUGAAUCCGCGUUUUCUCGUUUUUCUCUUGAUGUAUGUACCAACCUUUGUAGGUUGUUUUUAUUAAUUUUUUUAUCAAUUUCGUUUGAUUAUACAACAAAUCGUACAAUUUAAAAAAAUAAUAAUAAUAAUAACGUCGUCGUCGGUUUAAGUCGGUUCAGUAUACGUAAUUAAAGCGCAGUGCGACUGUUUUUUAAAACAAUAACAAAAAUAGUUGAAUAUGAGUUCAGUUUUUUUUAGCGAAAUGAUAGUAUCUUUAAUUGUGUUAUUUACAUUCUGCAUUCGUGCGCAUUGCUGAAAAAUAUUGAAAAACACUUAUACACGGUUGGACAGAUUAUUUUCUUACAUUUAAGUUUGAACAGGUCAAAACCGGUCUAAUAUCAAAACUAACAGUACACUAAUGGUUUUGUUUAAUGAAAAUUUGCUGUCGUGAUGCGUUCGUAAGACGGAGACGACAAAUACACAUGUAUCGUCAUAUUAAAUAACAGGACAUCGAGUCGAGAAAAAAGAAAACGGUGAAAUAAAGUUACAAAACACCAGGUGAUGGUGCACGCGAUACAUUAAUUUACAACUAUAAUUCGUGUGACGUCCACAAAAUGUAUCGAUUUCAUCGAUUCGGUAUAUCGAUAAUACAAUAAUACAUAUACUCACGUCGUUAAAAAGAAAAAAUCCACCCGUGCGUGAAAUAAUGUGUCCAGCCUUUAAAUAAUUGAUUUCCACAUGUCACUGAAUUGUUUAUUCUACGUUUUAGAAGUUGACGAUAAGCCCAGGGUCAGAGUAUAAUGUGAGACCAUCAACACUGGAUCCGUUCCGCUCGAAACACUUUCCGAACCGUUAUUAUGGUUUUUUUUUAGAAAUGUACAAUAUAAUUCCCUGCACAUUGCAAUCCAAACAACCCAUUAGAGUUAAUUAAAACAUUAAUAAUCGACGAAUUGUCAAUUUAUUUUUCCAGUGGUUCAAUAGUUUGAAUAAUUGCAUUACACAUUUUAUGGCUCACGUAGAGUUUUUAUUGUAAAAAUGUUUAGUAACUAUUUAAUUUCUAAUGCGGUAAAAACUAAAGGGUUCUUGAAAAAAUCGAAAAAUGACCUUCUUAAUGUACCAUUCCAAGAAAAUUUCAUUUCGGAAAAAGGUAUACAUUGUAUGCAUUAGAUUAAGCUUUUGGUGUAUACAAUAUAUAAAAUAUAAACAUCUUUUAAAAAAUAAUACAUUCUUCGCUACACUCAGAUUUAAAACUUGACAAAAAUGACCACCCCAAUGCACCAACUAGACAAUAAAUAUUUUUUGAAAAGAUGCUACACUUGAUAAUCAUAACCAAAUUGCCGGUAAAAAAAUGAUUCACAGAUAGACAAAAACAUAAAACAUACAUCACAGUAAAACAAAUACAUUCCUACGUUUUGCUUAGAAUCUAAAAAAGGCCCUAGGGAUUAAACUGCUGAAAAUGUCAAUAAAUAUCUCAAAUAAUAAAAUAACAUAUCAACGGAUAAAAAUGCCGCUUUUUUUUUUAAAUAACUUCAUAACAAAUUGAAAUAUCUGUCCAAAGAAAUAAAAAAGAAAAAACUAAAACAAUUUUUUGAAACAAGUAUUAAAAAUAUUUUUAAAUAUAUAUUCAAAUAAAAUACCACCAGAUGAAAUCGUCCAAAUUUUUUAAGAGAGAACAAAAAAAAAUCAUAGUACUUUUACUAACCAUAAGAAUGUUUCAGAGAAAGUCAACGAAUUUUUGUAAAAAUAAUAAUUUCUUCGUUGUAUUCAGAAUUUAAAACUCCAUAAGAACGGAUUACCUUAAGUUAUUGAUAUAUAUUUCUAAAGACCGUUUGGCAUUCAUCUUCAAACGUAACCUACCUGGUAGUAGACCACUAAUUAUAAUAAUCAUAAUAAGUAUAAUCCUUCGAACGAAAUUUCAUUUUGCAGAAUGCACAUUUUUGGUUUGAAAUAUCAAUAAUAAACAAACAAAUCGUCCGUUUCCGAAAUAGUCUAAAAUCCAAUAUUCUCAAAUAGUUGUGGUUACAAAGUGUCCCACAUCACUGCGAAAUAUUUUUUUUUUAAAUAUCCGCUAACAAUUGUCAUAAAUUUCGAACCUAUAGGAUUAUAUUGAUUUAUAAAGUAUAACAAAAUAAUUCAUAACGACCGAGUCGUAUCAAUUUUGUGGAAAACUCUUGUACCACGUACCUAUAAUAAUUUCACCGUGUUCCAAACUUUUCUUAUUAUGGAUUUUUUUUUUUUUAAUAUACGAUUUUAAAUCUAUAAAAUAAUAUUUAAAAAGAAACAUACACACACACACACACACACACACAUACAUAAAAAAAUAUUAAUUUCAUCGAGAAAAAAAAACGCACAUCAAAAAUGAAAACCGCAUACGUCGGUACAAAACCAUUAUAAUCAUAUAUGAUGUCCUUUAUAUCCGUUCACAAUUCAAAAGCGAGUAAAACAUUUCGACAUUAACUUAAUAAUCGUAUAAAUUCACACAUCGUAUUUCAUUAUAUACCUAAGUAUACGUAUUCAUUGGGUUCAACGUAAACCGUUUUUUACGAAAAUCCGAUUUUCUGAGCGACAGAAAGUUUAUAGAAAGUUUAUAAGAGGUAAAAUAAUAUCAUCCAUAGCUCGGGGGCGGGAAAAAAUGUUAGUCGCCGGUUGUAUAAUACGGCAGUCGCUCGUAAAUCAUAUACGAUAUUAUUUAGAUUGCGCAAAAGUACAUAAUAUAUUCUAGUGUAUAUUAUCUAUUUAGAUGUCGAGAAAUAAGAAACGUCUGGGAAAUAUUGAGAUGAAAAUUGUUAUCACUAGAAAAAAAAAAAAAUAGUAAUACUCUGUGAUAUUACGUCCACCGCUCUUAAACCCAACACCGGAGCGACAACGUUUCCGCUCUAACGUGAGAAAUAAUUCAACGAGAACGCAUAACUAUUGAAAAAUGACCUAUUUCAAUAAUUUCCACCUUUAGGGUGAAACCUAUCGAUUAACCUAAUGAUAAAUGUACACACGCCGUCAAUAAAUUCGAUCCAGAUAAAUAUAAAAUAAAAAUAUCAAACGCAUUAUUCAUGAUGUUCGCAUUCGCAGUUGAUUAUCAGUGUUGAAAUCUAGAUUAACAAUGAAUUAUCUUUUAUAUUAUCCAGAUAAUCAACAAAAUUGGUAAUCUGAUGAAUUAUCUCAGAUGAAAAAUUGUGUAACCUAACUUAAUCCAUCGGGGUAAAUAAAUGCUAGUUCUAUUUUUUUAUUUCGAAAAAAUUAAUAAAACAAAAUUAAAAUGUAAAGUAAUAAUAAUUUUCCGUGUUGCUUAUUCACGUAAUUUAGAAUUCUACAUGGCCUGAUACGAGUUCUAUGAUCACAAUGUGACGUUGUGUAAAUCAUAGUCCACAAUUCGUAAUAAUUAAGCCCAUACACACACACACACACACACACACACACACACACACACACACACAUACACACGUGUACAAAAAUAUUCUGAUUGGUCUUUGUCGGCUCAAUUAUAAGUAUAGUUAACACCAAUUUCCAAAAUAGUAUUGUUAUAUAUUUAUAUAAAUGUUACUGCAUAUAUUAAUCAGUGUUUCUUUCAGGCAUAUCUCCGAGGGGGNGGGGGGGGGGGGGGGAGGAGAAAGGUCUGCUCUCUGAUUAUAUUAAUGUUGUAUAUUAUAAAUUUGUAUUGAUAAAAGUAUUGUUAACAUAAAAAAAAGACUGUUUAUCAGUUUUUUAAUCCGAAUAAAUAAUGAUAUAUACUUUAUCUGUAUCUGGAUAAACUGUAUUCGAUUAUCGUUCAUCUUCACCUAGAUAAAUAUUUAGUUAUCUUUGUGCACCACUGUUGAUUAUACUUAUAUCCGAAUCUUGAAAACCCGCGUUCGUAUGUCACUAUAUCGAACCAAUAUUACUUUCAAAACGUAUAUGGCCGCAAUAAAAGUUUGACAUUUCUUCAACCUUUCCUAUACUGUGGCCAUUAUAUAAUAUUUGUCGACACAAAUGUUCACGACGCUACAUUGUGUUUCACCUGUAGUCGAUUGGUUAUAGCUUGUCAUCGUUGAGUACAAAAUUUAAAAAACAAUUUAUGAGUACAUCGAUAUUUUUCUCCGUCUCCGUCCCUCAUUGAGUAGUUUACAUGUCCCGCAUCCGUUAUCAUCUACUACCCAUCACGCCUUCCUAUUAUCUCUCCUAAUAACUUCUAUAGCCAUUUUUCCUUCUCCCUAUUCUUAAACCGUUUAUCUUCUAGUUUAAUUCAUCUCCUCUUUUAAUACUAUUUUUUUGUUGCGUAUGACACGGUAUUGGUGUACAAAAGAUAAAUAAAAUAUAACAAACGGAAAUAAUAGCAAAAGUAAUAAUAAUAAUAAUACACACAUGGAUUAAUACAAAGAAACAAAUAAACUACAAUAAUAGCGAUAACAGUUAUACGUACACAGUGCUAUAAGCGGAUGGUAAGAUUACGCGGCCAAUCUAGCGAUUCCCAAUCGCCCUUGAUUAGACAUGCUGUUUCUCCACUUAACAUUGUUUUCGGGCAUUCCUCUACAAUAUGCCUAAUAGUUUGAACCUGACCACGCUUGUAGAGAGGAGAGUCCACGAUUCCCCAUAUAUGCGUUAAAUAAUUGCACCUAUCCUGUACGGUUCUUAUACGGUUAAGAGAAGCCCGUAUGACACGUGGAUAUUCAAAACCUGGAACUGAUUGGGUUGGAUCACUCGUGAUUAUUAAGUAUCAUUCCAUCUCUCCAUUGAGUAUUCAAUGGGUCUUCUGUUGUGUUAGUACUAUUUUUUAACAUCCAUAUAGGAUGUCUAGAUUUCAAUCUUUCAACAUACUAUACGAUCCAAGAAUAUUUUUCUCGUUUUAUCUGUUAAACCUACUAAUACCUAAUCUAUAUGGCUAUUUCUUAUCCGACUCGAUCGCAUCAAACAUAUCCUUAACAACAUUAUCAUUCUUAUUUCCAGAACAAUUAUUUUACGUUAAUUUCCUUAAUUCAACGUUCAACAGUCAGACCAGUACAUUGUCACUUGCUUCGCAACAAUUUCAUACACAUUUUUCACGCCUUUUAAUCACACAACAUUAUAGCUGUCGCUUUUUUCCACUUUAUUUUUAUCAGCCACAUUAAAUUCUACUUAAUGCGUUCUAAAAUAAAUAUAAUACCUAAGUAUCAUUACUUUGAAAAUUAUAUUUUAUCUUCAUGUAGCCCACCUAGUAUUUCGUGAUUGUAAAUUUACAAAAAAAAAAAAAAUUCAUAAAAUAUAUUACGGUUCAACAAUUAAUUACAGCGCAUCAUAAAAAAAAAUCAUGUUGGAUCGAAUUCUCUGCUUUAGAUUAAUUCGCUCGCGUGCGAACGUAAAACAUUUUGAUUUAUUGCUGUUCUCCUGUUUUUUUUGUUUCGUGUGAUAUUGUAUUAAACUAACGAAAUUUCAUUGAUUAUUCUUUUUCGUAAAAGUAUGUGUGUUUCCUUUUCUUUAUAAGCUCAAAAACAUAAUAUUAUUAAUAUAUAUAUGAUAGCCGAUAGGUAUCCCGAAUUAAAAUAACCCAAUCAGUCCUUGUAAUAUUAAAAGGUAAUAUAUAUUGAUAUAUAAACUGUCACUGAAUUAAUUUUACUAUGACUGUGCUUUUUUUAUUUUUUUUUUUUUUUUUUUUUUUUUGUCUCUGUUAACAACUACCAGACUUCAUCCAAUCAAAAAUGACAAAAUUCUUUUUUUUGUUGCUUUUGGAUCUAGUUGGUAAAUUUAAGAAGUAAUAUACUAAUUUUUCAAGUGGUUUUCAUAAUAAUUAGGAAAAAACGUAUAGGAAAACUCUGACCAGCAUUAACGGCGCCGCGUCAUAACCUAUUCCAUUAUAUUACAUUUGUAUGAUUUUAGUAUUUUACCAGAAAUUAAAGUUUUUUGUUAAAAAUAAUUGUAGAGAGUUGAAAUUUUCUCAAAAUACUUAUAUUGGCUGUUUCUAGGUGUGGUACAUUUGUCAAAACAUAAUGUCAAUUUUUUGGUUUGUAUUUUGUAUAUAUUUUAUAAAAGUAAAAUUGUUCGGUCGAGCAAAAAUGUUUGAAAUUUAAUACGAGAUUCAUUAUAAGUUGUACUUAGUGGUAGAAAUUACCGUAUUUUAAAACUUGUUUGACCUGCUCGAAAUCGGAUUUCAUUAUCAAUAGUUUAUCGUUGUAUAUUGAUAUAAAUUAAAUAACUCUAUGUAUCUUUUAUCUUUUCAACUCCUCCCUCCCAACAAUUCAUGUUGUAAUUCGGUUAAAAAUAAUCGUAUAGAUCUAAAAUUUGCUCAUAAUACUACACUAAUUACUAUACUUUUACAUUACCUCUUCCUAAAUGUUUUACAAUUUUCAGAAGAUUUGAGUUUUUCUAAACUCGGUACUGUCAAGUUUUACACAUUUUUAAAUACUUAGUUUAAAUGGCAGAUGAGAAUAAAUAUAAUAUUUUGUUAAUUUUCGAGCGUUCGCGGUUUAUUAUCGUGUAGUUUGUACUCAUGCAAAACUUAAAUUACUUUUACUUCAUCAUAUAAAUUACUGCAUAAUUAACUAGACGAGACAACGUAGUCUAAAAUUUAAUUUACUGCUCGUUUAGUAAUUUGUUACUAUGAUUGCGUAACGAUGUAACAGAAAUAACAAACGUCCUGUUUGAGUUAUAAUUACUAAACUCAAUAACGAGAGCCGUCGAGAUUUUGGUACGUCGUCGUUCAAAGAUACGUUCGAUUUUAACGAACCGGUCAUACGAAGUGGUGAGAACCCGGGGGCGUUUCUAAUAGCUAGAGCUCGGACAUAAAUACUCUAAAAACGAAUAAAAACUUUUGACAAAUGCUCUUUAAAUGGAAUAACAGCUAAACAUGGAAAAUAUAAGUUACACUUUUUCAGUUGUUGUAUUUUGUCAACGGCAGCCAUUAAUAAAGACAAGACAAUUUUUGCGAAAUUAUAAAUAGAACGAUUGACAAUUAUUCUUGACGAAUAGCCCCCAAACCUGAUUAAAAUAAAUUUUAUGAAUACACAAUACAAAUUUAAUUUUAAACAACAUGCUUUUACGUACUAUUUUAUUAUUCGUGAUACACAUAAAACUAACUAAAAGACCGAAAAAUGCCAUAUAAAAUUUUAACUUUUCACGUAUCUGAUAAUAUCACACAAAUCGAACUAUGCACUUGGAACUACAUAAUUGGUAGUAAGGACUUUCUUAGAUCACCCAAGCAAAAUAAUGUACUUUUCGUGGAAAUCCAGGCCCCGCCAAUAAUCAACAUUUUACUCCGAACUUAUAUUAUUUACGGUACCGAGAUAUUUUAGCCUCGCGAGUAACAAUCUGUUAUCAUUAUUGUUCAUGCAUAGUAAUUCUUAUGUUCUAAAAAGCGAUGGGUUUCUAUAAUUUGUUUAUAUUGUGUGCCUACGUGCGAUUUAUUUCCGUUUCUCGGCAAACAAUUUCUGGGGCAGUCAAAAUUAAAAAUGGUAGGUAUAAACAAAUUGCAUUUAGCAGCUUUACACGGUGAUUCAUUAAGCAACCUAUUUUGAUCAUUAAAUUAUGCAUGUAUUCAAAUUCUGAUUUUGGAGUUUUUAAGUAUAGUUAAAGCCGAUAUUUUCAAAUACUCAGAUUUCCCACAACACCUAAAGUUUAUCCUGUGGUGAUAUCAACUUUUGUUUUUCAAAUGAGAACCUAAGUGUUUUAAUGCGAAUUCAGGUGAUUUUUCUGAAAAUGUCGACGUAUUUGUAAUCGAAAUCUGAACAAAAAGUUUCCGAGUUAUUCUACUUUAAAAUACUUAAGAUAACACUAAAAAAGUAUAAGUUUUGUGGCACCUAGGCGAUUGAUGUUUUAUAUAGUGCUGCACUAUUCUCCAAUCCAAACUUAAAAGUGAAAUAUCUCGUCAACGGGUUGGCAGAAUUCAAACAUAUCAACAACAACAUUUAUUUGAACUUGUAUUGACAAUACUGCAUCUAUUUAUGACAUUUUUAAUAAACUUUUGAAUAACCAAAAUAGGUAUUGCAAAUACUGUUGAAAAUCUGAGUAUUCGAAAAUAAUGGCGUUAACUACACUUCAAAAUUCCAAAUAUCAGAAUUAAAUUAUCAAAAUAGGUUGUGCAUACUCAAUUAAUCACUCUGGAUAGCCGAUUAAAUUGAAAAUAUUUCCGAAAACGUUAUUUCUGGGAAUAUUUGUGACGUGUAUGCAUUAUGUAUACAUGAACGGAUGAAACGUUAGGGUAUUCGUUUCGCGCGUCUAAAGUUAUGUCGCGGCAAAGAAAACUCCUUUUCGCUUGCCGGUAAAAAAAAAAAGAAAUCUCUCCCAAAUGAGACCGUCACGCGCGAGACUAAGUGGGGGGACACGCGAAGUGAAUUUCGAAAUCCUGUACCAAAUUGGAUCGUAUACAAGAUUAUUAUAUCGGCGAAAGUCUGCACUAGAAUAUCCAUUUACAGAAGAAAAUCGGUAACACUAGUAUUAUUGUGUGUUUAUGGAUUUAUUAUAAUUUGAUAAGAAUAAAUUUUAAUACAAAACUAGUCGAUACUGUUUACGGGUGGUCCAUUGUUGUAGAUGGGUAGUUUGAAAGUUAAGAUAUACGUUAUACAUGGCAAUUUAGUUUACUUUUCGUUUACAACGAUAAAACAUUGAAAAUGAAGAAACGUUUCAGAGCAGAGUAGUAUUAAAUGGGUUUCAAGUUAAACUAAAAAUCAACAAAAGUCUAAAAACUCAAAAAAAAAACAAAAAGGGAAAAACUGCUGGAAGUGUCGAUAAAUGUUUUACAUAAAGUACCACUGGCAAAAUCUUAGUAAAACUAAUAGCUUCUUCAGAAUCUAAAAGUAAAUGCAUUUGUAUAAUCUCUAUCUACUGUGUAGAGAAGAGCCCAACCUAAUCUUCUCUGCAUCGCGAUUUUACUUAUCCUAACCUAAUACCUAACCGGUGGUGAUUUUAUGGAUUUAAUCCUCCCCCCUUCCGCCAUGAAAUGUUUUCCUGCAAUCAUCUCCGAAAUCUAACCCAACCUAAUCUGUAUUUCUACAGGUACGUGGCCGUGGUGCACCCGCAGAUCAACAGAAUAUGGUGUCGGAUGGAAACCACGCUGUCGGCGAUCGCCCUGGGUUACGUGGUGUGCCCUGUCAUCUGCAUACCUAGCUACCUAUCGUUCAACUUGUUCUCCAGAGUGGAGGUUCUGGACGCAGCCGGAAACCGGCCGGUAGGGUCGACCCUAGCUGCAGAGAGUAACAUUACCCAUGGCGGCGUCGUCGUCGGCGGUUCCACGCUCAACGGCGUGGAGCCACUGCGCAACGUAACCCUGUACUACGUGAACGUUAGUGAUCUGGCCACGACCACAUACUUGGCUGACAUUAAUUUUUGGGUGUACAGCGUGGUGAUAAAGAUCAUACCGUGCGUAGCGCUUACGGUACUCAGUCUGCGUCUGAUAUGCGCGCUGUUGGAGGCUAAACAACGCAGGGCCAAGUUGACGGGUAGUGGACGAAAGUCGGCCGACAAGGAGCGGCAAACCGACCGAACUACCCGGAUGCUAUUGGCGGUGCUCAUGUUGUUUCUGAUUACCGAGUUCCCACAGGGCAUACUCGGCUUGCUCACCCUGCUCCUGGGCAAGCGGUUCUUCACGGACUGCUACCAGAACAUGGGUGAGGUCAUGGACAUGCUGGCUCUGGUCAACUCAGCCAUCAACUUCAUACUAUACUGCGUCAUGAGCAGACAGUUCCGCAAUACGUUCAGCCUGCUCUUUCUGCCGUCUUGGAUAUCCAAGACCGAGUCACAGGCCAUGUCUCACGGUGGCAAUCCGACCACCACGCAAGUCACGCAAGUCUAGGGUUG